Messenger RNA from Lactuca sativa (garden lettuce), 606 nucleotides. Lineage: Eukaryota; Viridiplantae; Streptophyta; Magnoliopsida; Asterales; Asteraceae. The record is from RefSeq and is a predicted model, not a curated record.
AUGCAAGCAACCUUAGACGAGGUUGAGAAACAUGCCAAACGACGGAAGAAAGCCAUUCUUAAGAAAGAAGACACUGAAGAUACCUCUUCCAAACCUGCUAAGUCCAAGAAAAGGAAAGCUGACAAAGGUGAUUCCUCUGUUCCGAAGAAAUCUAUUGGAGAGAAAGAGGAAGAACAACAUGAAGGUUCUCCUAGGGGUAAUACACCUCCUCGGUCUCCAUCUCCGGUGGAAAAUGUCAAUGAUUCUGUUCCUACACCACCUCGAUCUCCACCAAAGACAACAGUUCAGGUUUCGGUUGCUCCUCCACCCCCAACUUCAUCACAACCUACUUCUACAGUUGCUCCACCACCACCUAUAUGCACAAUCCUAAUCUCUACUUCUCCUCUUCUACCGCCCAUUAUUUCCCAAACGACUGAAGCAACUAUCACCUCUAUACCCAUCAUUACCACCACAAUCGAUUCUUCAGUUAACGUCAACAUAUCUGAUGUGGGGGAAAAGACUAAAGACCUUCCUAAAGUCACACCUGAGCCUAUUUCCCCAACAGUUUCCAGUGACUCUGGUGUUGUUCUUGGAGGAGCUGAAUUCGAAUUUGAUUCCACUUACUAA